Molecule: messenger RNA, 765 nt
Organism: Dryobates pubescens (Downy woodpecker)
Lineage: Eukaryota; Metazoa; Chordata; Aves; Piciformes; Picidae
Product: tetraspanin-18-like
Exons: 7
Coding region: 1-765 (254 amino acids)
Cellular component (GO): membrane
Source: RefSeq, a predicted model, not a curated record
AUGGCUGUCCUGAGCUGCAUGAAGUACCUGAUGUUCGUCUUCAACGUGCUGGUGUUUGCUGGGGGGAUGUGCCUGGCAGCUCUGGGGCUCUGGGUGGCCGUGGACCCGGCCGGUUUCCAGGACAUCGUGGCCGCCAAGCCGGUGCUGAGCGCCGCUGCCUACCUGCUGCUGGCCGUGGGCAUCGCCCUGUCCCUGCUGGGCUUCCUGGGCUGCUGCGGGGCCCUGCGCCGGAGCCGGCCCCUGCUGCUGCUGUUCUUCAUCCUGGUCAGCCUGGUCUUCGUCACGCAGCUCGUGGGGGCUCUGCUCUUCCUGGGGCACUGGAGGAAGAGCUCAGAGCUGGCUCUGCUCCUGCAGAUGCAGCCAGAGGUGUUCCUGGCCGAGCUGAGGAGCAACUACCACGGGGAUGAGGCUGCUGAGGUCUUCUCCACAGCCUGGAACACCCUCAUGGUCACAUUCUCCUGCUGCGGGGUUCUGGGGCCCGAGGACUUCGGGAACGGUUCCCUCUUCCAGCAGCUGCAGCCGGGGCUGCCCUGGCCGCGGGCGUGCUGCGCCCGGGAGGGGCCGCUGCAGGCAGGGCAGCUGCGGGGCUGGCAGCAGUGCCGGGAGCGGAGCCCCGGCUACAUCCACGAGCAGGGCUGCUUCUCCACCUUUGGCAGGACCCUGCAGGGGUACAUCUCUGUCCCUGGCACCUGCAGCUUGGCUGUGCUGGGCAUCGAGAUCUUUGCCAUGUUCUUUGCCUUCUGCCUCUACUACAACUUCGACUGA